Molecule: messenger RNA, 1251 nt
Organism: Colletotrichum lupini
Lineage: Eukaryota; Fungi; Ascomycota; Sordariomycetes; Glomerellales; Glomerellaceae
Exons: 11
Coding region: 1-1251 (416 amino acids)
Source: RefSeq, a predicted model, not a curated record
AUGGUAACUAUCCAAGGCAGGCAGCAUAUCUCCCUCCAUCUCCGAGCUGGCGCGUCUUCCAUCCAUCCUGUACUUCCUUCCUUCAUCCUGUUUCUUGUUCGUUACCGGUCCGAACAGUCGCAGUCAAAAAGUUCCAGUCUGCUACACCCCGCCGCCGUCACCGCUGCCGCCUCCGCCGCCGCCUCCGUCCGGCAACCUCUCACAGUCUCGCUCUCCUCACACACAUUCGCCGACGCACAUAACAAUAAGAGCGGCCCAAUCCCGCCGCCGUAUUCUCGCUUGACCCUGUCUUUUCUGGAAACCCUGGCUCUUGGCUCCCCUCCCCCUCCAUCGUCACCCCUCCAUCGACCCUCCCGCGCUGCUUGUGGUGCUUGGGCAAUAACAACGGACGGCAGCCGCUCGCAUCCUGAACCGCGCAGCCAACUCCCGCGAGAGAUUCCAGCGGAGGGCAGCAGUGGCAUUCGCUUCACUGGUUCAAGGUUCUCAGGCCUGCUCAUCCGCCCGACUCUAGCAAAGUGUUCGCACCAAGGGACCCCCCAAGUGAAAGUCCCCAUCUUCCCAACCAAAAUUGCACUAGAGAUCAGUUCCAGAUUCGCCCUUUCCCUCUUUGAGAUACCAAGAGGGGACCACCUCCUCCACCACCACCACCACCACCACCACUACCACCACCAUCACCCCUCCUGCUCCUUCUCUCUUUCUCUCUUUUGGUCCUGCCGCCCUGGUCUUCACCUCGAGUCGUCCCUACCGACGGCCGAGAAGGCACGAGAGCCUACCCAUCAGAGCAGCCUCAGUCUUGCCGGCGUGUACCUAUUGCCGCCGGCUUCAAUUAGCGACAUCCUGUCAUUCACCGGGCCUCAUCAUCCGUUGUCUCAUCAAACCCGCGGCUUCGACUUUCAAUACCUCCGACACAACUUCACUUCGGCUUCCUUCUUUCUCCACCCUACCUUGUUGCACGCAGGUCAACUGUCUUCUACGGCGCUUGAUCCUAUCAUUGACCCGAGUCCGCAGUCUCCAUAUCUCUACCUCUUUCACCGCACUGCUGGCGCUGGCGGCGGAAGCACCAACGGCGGCAACGGUACGGCCUGGCACCUUGGCCACUCUCCUCAUCCUUACACAGGGCAAUCCAGAUCCCACCAGCCUACCUAUCCCCAAGAACCGGUCGCAAAGAAGCCGAAACCUUUGUUCCACUCCAAUACCAUUUCAAACCACGCCUUUAUCCGCCCUGCCUUCACGCCCACUUACGCUACAUAG